UUGAAUGACAUUGAGUCUUGCUUUUAAGCAAGCACUUUUGCACUGAAUGUCUUUUCAUCCAAAAGAAAGACUGUAAAGUGAUAGGUUGCAUUGCCUUAUUCAUUGCAUGACAAAGGGAAAGCUGUUGAAAUUGAAUAAAGGAUCCAUUUUCUAUUGUUUCUCAGUUUUCUGUUGGUUUUUGUUUUGAAAGGAAUUUUACAAAUGGACUUGAAUUGAGAUAGGCUGUGCUUUGUUUGUAAAAAAUAUUUUCAACUGAAAUAUUGUAAGAUUUUAUACAAACAUGGAUUUUAGUUUUUGAAGUUAAAACUUGUUGUGAAAUGACACUGUAAUAGAAAUGAGGCAUUUAUUGUGCAGUAGCGUGUUCAUUUGUUUGGAAUGGCAGUGACCUUUGACCUUUGUUGUGGGUAAAACCAUAUGAGCACUACACCCUACAGUAAAGAUGACCUGCUCCACAGUGCCUUAGAGCUCCCUCCAUAUGUGGCCUCAUUGCUUUUAAAGAUGAAGGAGUGACCAUAUCUCAGUAACCAUGACAACAGAAGAAAGUAUUGCCAUCAUGGCAACGCAGCAACGUAACCUUAGCAACCAGACAGAGUUGGUUAAUCAGCUCGACCCAGAUCCAGUGUUUGACUAUCUCCUACAGCAUCGAGCUCUGGACCAGGCCACUGUCGACAAAAUCAGGUGCGAGGAGAAGCUGCCCGAUCGCAACAUCAAGCUGCUAGAGCACCUAGAGCAGCUGGGUAACCCUGCAGUGGAGCUCCUGAUCAACGCGCUGCGGCAGUCUGGGCAGCUCCACCUGGCGAGUACACUUGAUGUUGAACACAGGAUCAAACCAGUCUAUGGGAAAGGCUACUGGGAGAAGCAGCGUUACAAGGGGCAGAUCACCGUCUCAUUCCAGCUGGUGGCCGCCAAGGUCAUGGUCAGAAAGGACUCUGACGAAGACAGGUCCCCGAAAAUAGUCGACAUCAAUGCCAUGCUGACACCAUUCAAAGUGAAACAUUCCUACGAAAACAUGACUCUCAUAGGGGAAGGAGAGAACGAACCAAAAGGGCGUAAGAUUCUGGAGUAUUCCUAUGAAGAGGAGGAGGACCAAGUUAAAUCUUGCUGGUGCUGUUUACCAUUUUGUUGUUCGUCCAAGUCCAAGAGGAAGAAAAAGAAUUCAGUUAAAAGUGCUGCAAUUUCGCUCAGUGAAUUACCUCCCCAAACUGGUGCUGAACUUAGGAAAAGUAGUUCCACAAAGUCUCUCAGUUUAUAUGACGUUAUGGUAUCCUUGCCUUCACAACCGUCUUCGCCUAUUAAGAGUGGGUCUACUUUUUUCAAGACAAAGAAGUUAUCUCCUAUAGUUGAUGUAAGUAGUGAUUUAGAAAGUCCCACAGAGACAACUGAUGAAGUGUUUGUACCAGCUUCUAAACUGCCGCUGAACAAUGUCACAGAAAAUGAGGAUCAGACUGUGAAUAAUAGUGUUAGAUGUGAGGAGGCAGAAGUAAGCUUUAAAAGCACAAAGUCAGAAAAAGUGGAAAAAACCCAAAGUAAAACUAAAGGAAAGAAAAAAUCCAAAAGUGAUUCAACUUUGAUGUCAAAAAAUCAGAGAAAUGGUAAAAAGACGACAGCUUCGGAUUCAACCAAUGACAUUGUGUUUGAUGAUAAAGAGAACACUGCUCCGUGUAUAUGGGAUAUUCAUAAAAAUGGUUAUGAAAAUGGGCACUCUCGAUUAACUCCACCAAAUACUCUUGAAACUACACCUAAAAAUGCAAUGAAACGAUCCGAAACUUACGAGCUAGUGGAAAGAUGGAAGAGCGAAGGUAUUGCAUAUCAAACUGCUCGGGACCAAUUUUUUUCAUAUUUCGACACUGUCACACAGGGUCGGAUUAUUCGAUACUUUGAACAAAAGAGGAGUACGCUGGUUCUGCAAGUGAAUUUAGACGAUAAAAUGGCAGUUAGUACGAUUAGUAUGACUUUGAAGGAAUUGAAACGAUUACGAGAGGAUUACGAGAUGGGAAUUCUGCAUGAGGAGUUGGUGAAAUGCGUGAGACCACAAGACAUAGUUGAUAAAAUGGAGUGUUGUGCAAUUCACUUACGAACUGUGAUAAGUGAAGAAGAUUUCACACUCUCUUUUCAAGAAUUAUCAUAAAAGUGGCUUUUAAAGUUUUCUAGUGUUCUAGUUGAGAUAACGAAAUUGUCUGACUGUGUUUUAUAAGUUCUUAUAAUAUAUUUAUGUUUUGGCUUUGUUUUUGAUUUGCCAAGCAUUAUAAUUUGCUUGCAUGAGAUUUUUUUAACUAUGAUGAUAUGAAACAUUUAAGCUAAUCUGUUUCUUACUAUUUUGUUUACCUUUUUAUUUUUAUGGAAUAAAUAGU
Dreissena polymorpha is the source of this 2351-nucleotide messenger RNA. RefSeq lists its product as uncharacterized. Gene Ontology annotation, biological process: regulation of apoptotic process. Bases 527 to 2128 code for a protein of 533 amino acids. The record is from RefSeq and is a predicted model, not a curated record. The transcript is spliced from 5 exons. Lineage: Eukaryota; Metazoa; Mollusca; Bivalvia; Myida; Dreissenidae.